AUGCAUUCUUACUAUUAUUUGGAAAAAAAAGAAUCGCGGGUAAUCGGAAGAGCCUCGUUACCGCCAAAACAAUUACCCUCGAGCUGAAUAUUCCCAUUUGCAACUACCACCAGUGAAAUAAUCUUAUAAAGUUUUUCCGCCAUUCAACGUAGUUAACUUCGUGACGUCAUGUCCGUUGUUUUAUUAUGUUUUUAACUUGAUGAAGGACAAAUAUUAAAGAAAUGUUGUUUCAUUUUACCAUCGUAUACCGUUGUUUCUACAAAGAUUUAUUUAAAAAUUGUGAUAAAAAUAUUCAUUGAGAAAGUUUAAAAUAGUUAAUGAUUUUGUGUUUUCGUAAACAUAUUUUGGUUGAAUAUGGGGAAGGAAAUAUUUCAAGUGAUUUUAGACGAUGAAAGUGGAGUUUUCUAUCCAGGCCAACACGUAUCUGGAAGAGUGGACCUUAAACUUUUUGGCGAAUUGAAAGUAACAGCUAUCAACUUGAGUGUCCAGGGUUAUGCAGACGUACACUGGACAGAAAGAUCUGGCGGGAAACACAAACACACACGGCAUUACAGCAGUAAUGAGACGUACUUUAACGAUACAGUGUGCUUGUUCAGUGGAAAACAACAAAGCGGGAAAGACAGUGUCAAACUACAAGCCGGUAGAUACAGUUACCCGUUCAACUUUCAGCUGCCACUAGGAAUACCGUCAUCGUACGAGGCGACUAUAGGCCGAGUUCGAUAUUUUUUACAGUCAGACAUCGACAUCCCCUGGGCGUUUGACAAACACACGAGAAGAAUGAUCACGGUCGUAAACCUGCUUGACUUAAACACAAUUCCAAAUGCAAUGAACGGUACUUCAAGAACCAACCAGAAGACAUUGUGUUGUUUGUGUUGUGAGUCGGAUCCGAUAUGCGCAAUGCUUGCGGUAGAUCGUAUUGGCUAUGUGCCAGGAGAGGCUAUCGUAUUCAGGUCUGAAAUCAACAACAACAGCAAUAGAGAGAUGACUUGCAGCAAGGCAAAUCUUGUCAUGCAAGUGCGGUAUCAUGCUACAACGAAGACAAGAACUGUCUAUAAUAUCGUUAAUCAAAUGGUGCACGGGAAGAUUGAGGGCGGAGGCACAGACGUAUGGAUGAAUGAAAAACUUCAUAUCCCGGCCGUACCUCCAUCUUACCUACGUGGGUGCAACAUCAUAGAUAUCAGAUAUUAUAUGAUGAUAACUGUUGAUCCUUCGGGUCUGGGUUUCGAGCUAAAUGUACCAGUUGAGGUUGUGGUCGGCAGUAUACCGGUGGUAUCUAUAGCCCAACAACAUGGUAUGACGCUUCCUCCACCACCACCGCCACAAGAUCCAUCCCUUCCACCACCUCCACCCGGUGCACCGCAAGCCCAAGCAACAAUUGCUGAGAGUGCAAUGGGUCGGGUCAAUACAAGGGAAGAAGGAGAUAUUGAUGAAACUCAAGGAAAUACAAACUUUGCUCCGGUAUAUACUUAUUAUAACUGGGACAAACCGGACCCUGCUAAUACUUUCUCAGUACAGCUGGACGAAGGAGACACAGUUUAUUGAUAUGGACAUUAUCAAUCGCAAUUUUAAUGCAGUUCCAUAUUUUCUUAAAGUUUUCAUUUUUGUAUCUGAAUGAAAAUAUAGCAGAAACUACUUUUGAAGACAUGAAGACAUUCAAUCCAAACAGUACAACUUAUGUUAAUAACAUCUCUUCAGGGGCGAUAACAUUUCAAUUCUUUCCAGCUAAACCACUCACAUCUCCAGAAGAUCGAAGAUAUUGCUCUACCCGCUGGGAUUUAAUAAUACAUAUAUCCAUGUUUGAUUACAAAGCUUUGUAAAGAGCGUCCUACAUAAAACACUUUCUUGCUGAUAUUCUUGCAUCUACUUUUUUCUUGGAAACACAUUUCAUUGCAACGAGCGGGUCCUUCCUUUGACCAAAUGAUGUAGAUCUCUGAUCGCUCAGAGCUUAUGGGCAAUAAAACAGAUGUAAGAAUAAUAAUUUGUUUGAAACAA
Messenger RNA from Mercenaria mercenaria, 1992 nucleotides. Its product is annotated as arrestin domain-containing protein 3-like. Lineage: Eukaryota; Metazoa; Mollusca; Bivalvia; Venerida; Veneridae. Gene Ontology annotation, cellular component: cytoplasm. The transcript is spliced from 7 exons. The record is from RefSeq and is a predicted model, not a curated record. Bases 355 to 1542 code for a protein of 395 amino acids. Gene Ontology annotation, biological process: protein transport.